AUGCACCUUCGCAGCCCUCUGGAGAGACAGCUGCUGCCUGGAACUGGGUACCGGGAUCAGAGCAGCUACCAGACGCGGUCCAGUGCGUACAAAAGUUUGGUCACUGGGACCCGAGCAAGAGGGAUCAUUGCUGUCCUCUGGGUCCUUGCCUUUGGCAUUGGAUUGACUCCAUUCCUGGGUUGGAAUAGUAAAGACAGUGCCACCAGCAACUGCACAGAACCUGGGGAUGGAAUCACGAAUAAAAGCUGCUGUCCUGUGAAGUGUCUCUUUGAGAAUGUGGUCCCCAUGAGCUACAUGGUAUAUUUCAAUUUCUUUGGGUGUGUCCUUCCUCCACUGCUCAUAAUGUUGGUGAUCUACAUCAAAAUCUUCAUGGUGGCCUGUAAUCAACUUCAGCGCAUGGAACUGAUGGAUCACUCGAGGACCACUCUGCAGCGAGAGAUCCAUGCAGCCAAGUCACUGGCUAUGAUCGUAGGCAUUUUUGCUCUUUGCUGGCUACCGGUACAUGCCAUCAACUGUGUUACCCUUUUCCAUCCAGCUCUUGCCAAGGAGAAGCCCAAGUGGAUAAUGAAUGUUGCCAUCCUCCUGUCACAUGCCAAUUCAGUUGUCAAUCCCAUUGUAUAUGCCUAUAGGAACCGAGACUUCCGAUAUACUUUCCACAGAAUCAUCUCCAGUUAUGUUCUCUGCCAGACAGAUGCCAAAGGUGGGAGUGGGCAGGCUGGGGCACAGUCUGCUCUCAGUUUGGGCUUAUGA
This is a messenger RNA of Cricetulus griseus (Chinese hamster), 750 nucleotides long. The record is from RefSeq and is a predicted model, not a curated record. Lineage: Eukaryota; Metazoa; Chordata; Mammalia; Rodentia; Cricetidae.